AUGGAAAAUACUACCAUGCAAAAUAAUUAUGUAUAUGAAAUAAGUGAUGAUGAAGAAGAAGACGUCUAUGAUGAAGAAAAAUCUGCUCAAAGUUUAGAAUUAAGAGCUUUAAAGGAGUCUACUUUAAGUCGUUUCACUCCUGAAACUAAAAAAUCAGUAGAUUUAAUAAUUGAUGAGCUUCUAUGUGAAACUUUAUUUAAUAUUCAUAAGGAAUUAAAAUUAAAAGUUCUUGAUCCGAGGCGGUUUGAUUCUGAUUACCGAAGACGCUGUAAUACUCCAACCUUAAUAGUAAUGGCUGAAAAUUUGAAUAUCACUAAACCAACUCAGGAAGUUGAAUGUCCCAAAUGUUUUGUAUCAGUGAAGUGUCUUUUAUUAUCUAAGCAUUUAGCAUGUUGUAUGAAUCCACACCAAAGCACCUAUUCUUAUAGUAGUAGAAAUAGUUCUCGGAUAGCUCGGCAGCGUAUACAAGAAGGUUUUAAGACCACUUAUGAAGAAACUAAAAAUGAAAGUGAAKAUGAGAGAAUAAAACCAAAGAAGCGUAGCAAUAAAGCAAAAAAGUCCAACCUCAAAAGCAUAAGUCCUCAACAGCCGUCACUUUUAACCAGCAAACCCAUGAAAGACAUUGUAUGGAGUAGACAUCCACAAAGGAUUAGGAAUGUCGAAUGA
Molecule: messenger RNA, 666 nt
Organism: Diuraphis noxia (Russian wheat aphid)
Lineage: Eukaryota; Metazoa; Arthropoda; Insecta; Hemiptera; Aphididae
Source: RefSeq, a predicted model, not a curated record